AUGAAGCAACAUGGAGAACGGGGCUCCAUGUGGGGCCUGGACCGCAGCCUCAGGUCUGGCUGGGGGAGCCGUCUCCUCGUUGGGCAAUUCCGUGCCAAGCCAUUUGGGAGACUUAGAGCCCCUGUCAUUUUUAUUGGUUUUGAUGGUGAUUUGCUGUCAUUAGGGAUUCAGGUCUCAUCUUCGCGUCUGAGAUCCUCUGAGUAGCCCGGUGGUGGGGAAGGGAAGAGAGGCACAGGCCGCGGCAGGCAGCCUGAGCCUGACCGUAUAAAUCCGGGAGGGGGGCGGGCGGGAGCGCCUGGCCCGAGGCUGAGCAGCAGGAAGCCCGAGGCAGCCGAGUCGCGUUUUGCUUCACUCCAAGCGACCAUGAGGGCUGCCACGCGGCUCUGGGUCGUGCUGCUCCUGGUGACGGCCUCCGACUGUGCGGUGAUCACCGGGGCCUGUGAGCGGGACGCCCAGUGUGGGCCGGGCACCUGCUGCGCCGUCAGCCUGUGGCUCCGAGGCCUGCGGAUGUGCACCCCGCUGGGGCGGGAGGGAGAGGCAUGCCACCCCGGCAGCCACAAGGUCCCCUUCUUCGGGAGACGCCAGCACCACGCCUGUCCCUGCCAGCCCGCCCUGCUGUGCUCCCGGCGCGCCCCCGGCAGGCACCGCUGCUCUGCGGACUUGAAGGAUUUCCACUUCUAGGAGCUCGUCUCGUCUCCGGACACCACCCGGCUCUUGGUCUCUUAUGAACUUUUAUUUUCUUUCUGCCACGUGGC
Molecule: messenger RNA, 755 nt
Organism: Myotis myotis
Lineage: Eukaryota; Metazoa; Chordata; Mammalia; Chiroptera; Vespertilionidae
Gene: PROK1
Product: prokineticin 1
Source: RefSeq, a predicted model, not a curated record